Molecule: messenger RNA, 2877 nt
Organism: Mobula hypostoma (lesser devil ray)
Lineage: Eukaryota; Metazoa; Chordata; Chondrichthyes; Myliobatiformes; Myliobatidae
Gene: nudt12
Product: nudix (nucleoside diphosphate linked moiety X)-type motif 12
Exons: 7
Coding region: 300-1688 (462 amino acids)
Biological process (GO): NADP+ catabolic process; NAD+ catabolic process
Cellular component (GO): cytosol; peroxisome
Molecular function (GO): NADH pyrophosphatase activity; protein binding; metal ion binding
Source: RefSeq, a predicted model, not a curated record
UUCCACCUGACUGUUGGAGGAGGAAGCCCAGGUGACUUCAAGGAAUGAGUGAUUUGCUAAAAAGGGAAAUAGUAGAGAUGUUGGAAGUCUGAAACAUAAAUGGAAAAUGCUGAAAACAGUUGACAGUUCAGGCAGCAUCUGCGGAGCAAGGAACGCCGGACUCCGGCCAAAAAUCCCUGGUCGCUGACGGGGUGUUUCAGAUUAACAAUUCGUAUAACCAGGUCAAGAUUCUUUUCUAAACUGAGCAUUUGGAACACAUCAGUGUGAUACCACAAUGAAAGAGUUCAGAAAACGUAAGGAUGGCGAAUUCUGGAAACACUCUAAAGAAAGAAAUGGUUGCCCGGUUCCAUGAGACUGCUGCUAAAGGAGAUGCAGCAAAAUUAUCCACUAUGCUAACUUACUCUACGUCUCUUGUUGAUGAAGUGGAUGAGAAGGGCUGGACUGCUUUGAUGUAUGCCAGCAGGAAUGGACAUUUUGAGGUGGCCCGCCUGCUACUUGAAAAGGGCUGUAAUCAAUCUCUUUCAAAUAAAUCAGGACAAACUGCACAGGACAUUGCUAAAUUCUGGGGCUACAGAACUAUUGCUGAUUUAUUGGCAAAUCCUACACAUGCUGCAGGAACUGGAACAAGGCCUGAUGGGCUGCAGGAAGAGAAUGAAAACUAUUUCGGCAGAACGCUGCUGAAUAAACUAAGUGAAAAAAGAAGUGAUUCCGAUUGGCUAAAAGCCAAACAGAUUCACCCAGCCACUGUCUACAUCUUAUUUUCCAACUUAAAUCCAUUGGUUAUUUCACCAAAAUAUAACGAGUCCAGAAAGCCUGACAUUCAACUCUGCAGGUUGAACUAUGAAGAUGUUGAGCAGGUCUUGGCCAAACCAGAAGUCACUUCUGUUUUUCUCGGAGUAGAGCAGCAGAACAGAACUGGAGGGUCACAAAUGAAAUGUUUGGAGAGCAAAGAUUCAGCAGAUGAUGACGGGCUUCUUGCCUGGUUUGCAUUGAAUUCAAAUUAUGAAUCUGCCGAUAACUUUAAGAUUAAAUCCCCAGGUUGUCGCUUUCUCCAACCAGUUUUGCCACAUCUACUGAACUUAAAUCAGGAGGAGGCCGGUGUGGUUGCACAGGCCAGGUCUGUCCUUGACUGGCACAAUAGAUACAGGUUCUGCCCUACCUGUGGAAGCGAUACAAAAGUUACAGAGGGCGGGUACAAGAGGGUAUGCUUAAAGGAAAACUGUCCAAGUCUACAAGGAAUUCAAAACACCUCCUAUCCACGUGUAGAUCCAGUGGUAAUAAUGCUGGUCAUUCAUCCUGAUGGUAAUAAUUGCCUUCUGGGAAGACAGAGACGAUACCCCCCAGGAAUGUUUUCCUGUCUGGCUGGAUUUAUUGAACCAGGAGAGACAAUAGAGGAUGCUGUUCGAAGGGAAGUAGCCGAAGAGACCACAGUCAAUGUUGGACAUGUUCAAUAUGUUUCCAGUCAGCCUUGGCCACUGCCAUCAUCACUCAUGAUUGGUUGCCUAGCUAAUGCUCUAUCAACUGAAAUUAUUGUGGACAAGGCAGAAAUUGUAGAUGCACGAUGGUUCAGUCGGCAGCAGAUAAUUGAAAUUAUGACCGAACAGGAUCACCCUAUGAGUAUACCUCCGCAGCAAACCAUUGCAAACCAGCUAAUUAAACAGUGGCUUAAAAAGAAUGCAAAUCUCUGAAUGUGUUGCUAGGGUAGCAUCUUCCUAAUAAGCUGCAUUAAGACAGAUGAUUCGAGAAGCCCUCAACUGGAAAAGCAGACACUGUAAAUAAAGAAAUCUUCUGUAUAGUGAAGUGAGAAUUACAAAUCUGUAUGAAUUUCUGCCUAACUUAUUGCUUGUAAAAUUCCUCACAUUGAUUGUUAACUAUGAAAUUUACAUAUCAGGAAUAACAUAUUCUCAGAUAUUUACCAAUUGAUCAGAAACUUUAAAUUGCCAGAAAAUAAAUAAUCUGCUCCAACAUCAUAAUUUCUCUAAUUUCAAAUACUUUGUGGACAAUUUGCUUUGCUGUACAAAAAGAAAAAUCACCAGAAAUUGUAGACCGGAUUUUCUUUCCUGUGGAGACUGUCAGGCCUUGUUUCUAUUUUUAGAAUUAUUUUCCACCAAAUACCAGCUUGUAAACAAAUCAAGAAGUUUAAAAUGAUUAACUUCUUUGUAAGUCAUCAAUUUAGCAUUACUGGAAAUGAUUUGAGCCUUCAGAGGAAACCCUACUGGGCAAUUGAAAUCUGCUGGAAUCUAGUUUGUAACCAGGCAAAUAACAGGUAAUUCUUGCCACUGAAUCAAGGACUUGCCAAUUCCCUUUAAUCACUGAGCAGCAAUAUUGAAAUUCAUAAUGUAGAUUUUAAAGGUAAAGUUCUGUUGUAAUUACAUGUUCUUUUUGAAAUUAUUUUACUAUAAAACAAAUUUUAUCAUGGUGCAGGAUAUAAUAAAGAUGACUUUUCAAUAAGAUAUUAAAUAUCAAGUUAGCUUCUGCUUUGUUAAAUUUCAAUAAUUGUUUUGUUACUUUUCUUGACAUACAGUACCACUUACCAUACUUUGUGGUCAGUAGCAUGUCAUCCACAUUCAAUAUUGCUUACAAGAAUUAUUCACACUUUUCAGCACCCCUAUAAAAAAAAUCUUGCAAGUUGCUGGCUCCAUUUUCAGUGGGAAGAUUGUAUGUUUGUCAGUGCCCUCCUCCUCUUAAACCCCAGCAAAUGAAACGAGCAGGAAGAGUCUACCAACAACACAGAUUAAAUGAACUGACAGUUGACUCCGUUUAGGCACCUGGUUUAGCAGGCUGUCGAAACCUUUGAAUAUUUCUGAUGUCUUGUUCAUUCAAAAACCAUAAGAAAACUAUGCUAUACUCAAAAUUUGAAAAAUAAUAAAAAUUGAA